Molecule: messenger RNA, 1357 nt
Organism: Trematomus bernacchii (emerald rockcod)
Lineage: Eukaryota; Metazoa; Chordata; Actinopteri; Perciformes; Nototheniidae
Exons: 5
Coding region: 121-960 (279 amino acids)
Biological process (GO): inner mitochondrial membrane organization; protein insertion into mitochondrial inner membrane from matrix
Cellular component (GO): mitochondrial inner membrane
Molecular function (GO): ribosome binding
Source: RefSeq, a predicted model, not a curated record
UAUGGGUAAAGCAUGGGGUGAGUUGCAUAAGGUGACCGUAGCAACCUAUGGCGAUGAAGGCUGUAUCAGCCCCGGUCCGUGGUUAAAGCCCGCCGGUAACGCUGCCUGCUCCUCGCUGUGAUGCAGCGGAUCAGCAGCCUCGCGGCUUGUCGGGAGCUCGGCGGCCUCGCGGCGCGCUCUCUCGGGGUCUGCGCCUGGAAGAAGAGCCUGACCUGCAGCGAGAGGCCGGUAGAGCACGGGCAGUGGGCGGGGGUGUGUGUCUGUCCACAGCAUCCUUUCACCGGGAUGCUCGCAGCACCAGUCCGGAGACUGUCUAGGCGGAGGUUCGUGUUCGCCGGACAGUCACACCGACCGUUCAGCUCACAGGGAGCCGACUGGCCGCAGGGGAGCCCCGCCGGUCACCCCGGUGUCUCCGUGGUCGGCAGCCCGGACCCGAUCACAUGGAUCCGGUGCAAAGUUGUUAUGUGUCUCAUCUAUCUGCAAUUUGACUUAGACGUAGACUCUGAGGAGUUCGAAAGUGGAGUAAAGCAGGCUUUGGUCCACGUCUCCGACAUGAUGUCCAGGGGCAGCUACCACACGCUAGUGGGAAUUGUGUCAAAUGAGACAAUAGAUCAUGUGAAAACGAGGUGCAAGUCUCUCACUGAUGCUCAGAGACAGAAGCUAGCCAUCGCAAUGGAUGACAUUAUAUUUAUGAUCCCGGAAGACGUGUCCGUGGUUCUUGAUGAAGAUGGUAGAACAUACUGCUUCAUCGUCAUGAGGUUUUGGCACAUGUCAACAUAUGAAGGCCCGGAUGACCCCGAGAGUACAAAGAUCUUCAAAGUGUCCUCUAGUGAAGAUGGCGUACCACAGAAGAGAAUAGUGACAGCAGUCUAUGAAUUCAAACGAGAGCUGACAAAGAGAGCCGAUCCUGACUGGAAGGUCACAACCAUUUGGCAUUGGCACUGGAAACUGGCGGAGUGAUGUAAAUUAAAGUGGCAAGGACAUUUGUCAGUUAUCAGGGAAGAAGUGAUGGCUGAAUGUAUCUAGCAGCAGAUUGAAGAACUGUGAAUCAGGAUCACGGGACCCAGGGCCGUUACAGUGAAGCUGAAGACCUCCAAACUGUACAGAUGAGUCCACCUUACUACUUGAACAUCGUCCUCAGACCUUCAGAUGCCUUUAAUGCCCACCUCAAGUGAUUUACAACAAUAAGAAAAAAUGAAAGGUCAUAGUCCUUGGACUUCUAUACAACUCCAUAAAUCAGCUGCAGUUUUUAAACAGUAUAUGACGGGAUGGAUGAUUUUCCUGGGCUUUUAAAUGCGUUUGGUCGAAGAAAUUGCUUUUGAAUGUAUUGCCAAAUAAAUAAAAGCCUUACUCCAGG